Messenger RNA from Candida albicans SC5314, 1251 nucleotides. RefSeq lists its product as uncharacterized. NCBI's taxonomy places the organism in Eukaryota, Fungi, Ascomycota, Pichiomycetes, Serinales, Debaryomycetaceae. Bases 1 to 1251 code for a protein of 416 amino acids. The record is from RefSeq and is a predicted model, not a curated record. The transcript has a single exon.
AUGGGAUUAUUUGAUUUGUUACCAUUCCCAAGAGGAGGAGGUGUGGCAGAUAGUACAACUACCACAAUUCCAACAUAUGAUUCAACUAAAGAUUCUAUAAAUUUACAAGUCAAAUCAUUAUUAUAUCUAUUCAAAAGAUUAAAAAUUUACCAAUUAGCAUCAUUUUUAAACCGUGACAAUAAUUAUGAAUUGAAAUAUAUCGGAAAUACAACUAUUGACAACACCAAUCCUAUACAUAUAAAAUUGGACAAAAUUUAUAAUUUGGAAAGAUUUUUACAAAUUUUAAUUUAUGAAGAUGAAUAUAAAAUAUUAGUUGAUUUUACAAAAAAUAAAUUUCGAUCUUUAUGUUUUAUGACAGAAUAUCCUUAUGGUAAAGUCUUGGUGUCAAUGGCGACUGGUAGUUUCCCACAAUUUAUUGAUGAGGAUGAAGAUGGUGAUAGUUUCGAAAAUUUCAAAUUUAUUUUAUUCCCAUUGAAAAAUGUUACAAUUGAACAAAUGGGACGAUUGUUAACCAAAUCGGAUAUUUAUAUUGAACAUAAAAAUGUUUCAACUCUGAAACGAUACAUGAUUGCCAUAGAAUCAAUUAAUGAAGUGUUAGGGUUUGAUGGUAAUAAAUCUGAUAUUACCAUAUUCGAUAUCACCAUAACUCAAAAAAACCAAAUAAUAAAACAAUAUUUAAUCAAAUUGGCAAUUCAAGUUCAAUUGACAAGAAUAUAUCAAGAAUAUAUAAAACAACAUCCAAUAGUAAUAACAGGAGAUCCUUUCGUGACUCCUCCAUCUUCACCAACUAAAAAACAAAGUAUUCUGUCAAUUUCACCAAUGAAAAAAAUUCCUACAUUAAGAAAAUCAAUGUCAAAUUUAACCCUCAAUGGUAAUACUAGUGGUGUUAAUUAUAAUAAGGCACCUUCAGUACCUUCAGUACCUUCAUCACCAACAAGAUUAAGGCCCCAAAAAUCAAUGAGUAAAUUGAACAGUAAACCAUCAAUACUGAAAAUGAAAUUGGAAGAAUUAUAUAAUCCUGUGGCAUCACCUCGUGGGAAGAUACACCAAGAAGUUAAACCUAGUAGUAUUAGAAGUAACAGUAGUAAUCCUAUCAAUGGUGUUGGCUCGGAAGAUUUUGAUAAUGAUAUUGAUAUUGAUAUUGAUAAUAAAGAAAAUUUCCGUUGGGAUGUUUAUAAUAAAUGUAAAUUAGCAAUAUUGGAAAAAUUGAAAGUUGAAAAAUUAAGAAUAGACCAAAAAAUAGUUGUUUAA